AUGCCCCUCGAUAAUGCCACCACCGGGCUCACCGGUCAACUGAACCAACCCGUGAACCAAGUCCAAUCAACAACCACUGGAGCGACCAAGAACGUAAAACCGAGAAAGCUCAACCGAACAACGAGAGACCUGACCGAGCCUGUCAUCCCCGGCGAAUUCCCUUCGGACGACGCUCCUCCAAAGGAAGAAAAAGUCGAUGGCGAUGUCUCAUUCUCGGGGAUAUGGGCGACCAUCACGUCAUGGGCUUCCACUCUAUUUCCUCAAGCAUUUGACGCCUUCGAGUCUUGGGUCCGAUAUAUGGUCUCCAAGUUACUUCCUCCGCCUCGACAAGCUGCGAUGUACGAAGCUGCGCUUAAGCGCCCUGCUGCGACGACCUUUAUCGUUUGUCAGAUGAUAUGUUGUGGUGUGCCUUUGUUGGUAUUCCUCGCUGGUGUGUUUGUCUUUGCGGCUGUCUCGAUAUUGCUCUGGGCGGUUCUGUCGCUGCUUAUUCUCGGUCCUGUGUUGCUGGUUACUAGUAUGAUGGGUGUUUCGCUUUGGGGUUGGGGCUGGGUCUUCUAUGGUUUAGUUAAAUGGGUUGAUCAAAAGUUCUUGGGUGGGAUGAUUACGCGCUUCUGGCUUCCUCAGACGCAGGAGGGCGAGGAAGGAGAGGGUGGAGAGGGUGGAGAGGAACAGUCCCAUGAAGAGAAAAAGGCAGAGUAA
This is a messenger RNA of Penicillium antarcticum, 699 nucleotides long. Its product is annotated as seipin co-factor family protein. Lineage: Eukaryota; Fungi; Ascomycota; Eurotiomycetes; Eurotiales; Aspergillaceae. The record is from RefSeq and is a predicted model, not a curated record. Bases 1 to 699 code for a protein of 232 amino acids. The transcript has a single exon.